AUGAUUACCAGUAAUAGUAUUACCGAUAAUCGUGUGCUGUACGCGACACGCGACUCGUGCAGUGAUAUAUGUUUAGUGAUUGGCACCAAUAAGAUACCGGUACACAAAAAUAUACUUAUAUCAACCAGUGACUACUUUCGGGCCAUGUUUACCAUUGAAAUGCUGGAAUCGCAGCUCCAGGAGGUGACAAUCGACGAGUACCUGAUCCGCGAGUUUCUGCUAGUCUUACGUGUGGCCUAUGGAUUCAAACUAACUGUUCCCGAACUGGACAAAGACUGGUCGUUUAGCGAACUGUUUGACGCCAUAGUUAUCUCAAAUAAAUAUAAUUUUCUUGCUGUCGAAGAGAUAAUAAGCGAAAUGUUUGUCCAAAAACUGAUGACAACUCCUAUAAGCUAUUUAUGUAUCAAAUAUAACAACUAUACAACUGGUGUGGUCGACAACAAUAACAGUGCUGUCAGUGAUACCACUGUUUUGACUAAAGUAACGGAAAACGAGUCGUUACAGACAAUGACAAUCUAUGAGCUCAUGGAUGUGGCCCGGGAUUUCAAUUUGCUAUAUUUACCACAAUUUUGUCAACAGUAUAUUCAAACGAGAGCCCUGCAAAACAUCAAUAGUUUUAAAUACUAUUAUAAUUUAUGGUCUUAG
This is a messenger RNA of Oppia nitens, 645 nucleotides long. Its product is annotated as kelch-like protein 26. Lineage: Eukaryota; Metazoa; Arthropoda; Arachnida; Sarcoptiformes; Oppiidae. The record is from RefSeq and is a predicted model, not a curated record. Gene Ontology annotation, biological process: adult locomotory behavior; circadian behavior; modulation of chemical synaptic transmission. The coding region runs from base 1 to 645 and encodes 214 amino acids. The transcript has a single exon. Gene Ontology annotation, molecular function: protein binding.